This is a messenger RNA of Jatropha curcas, 1135 nucleotides long. Its product is annotated as N-terminal acetyltransferase B complex catalytic subunit NAA20. Gene Ontology annotation, cellular component: NatB complex. Gene Ontology annotation, molecular function: protein-N-terminal amino-acid acetyltransferase activity. Gene Ontology annotation, biological process: N-terminal peptidyl-methionine acetylation. Lineage: Eukaryota; Viridiplantae; Streptophyta; Magnoliopsida; Malpighiales; Euphorbiaceae. The record is from RefSeq and is a predicted model, not a curated record.
CCUCUCUCAAAUCGAUCACCCUUACGGUCCUCAUCUUUACAGCUCCACUCUCUCUAUCGGUAUAACCUCCGACUCCCGCAGGACCAGCACCGCACGCACACUUACGUCGUUUUGUCGGUUUUGCAAAUUUUUAUUUGUUUCUCGGUUUCUACAGUGCUUGGUUCUUCUCAGGAAACUAAUUAAGAUAUAUUCCACACACACACACACACAAUUGUGUGUUUACUGAUCAGUUCUUAGCCACAAUUAGCUCAAUCCAGAGUAAGGAAACCAUAUCAAGAUGACAACGAUACGUCGAUUCUGCUGCAAUGAUCUUCUUCGGUUCUCCUCUGUAAAUUUUGACCAUCUCACUGAAACUUUCAACAUGUCCUUCUAUAUGACGUAUUUGGCGAGAUGGCCAGACUAUUUUCAUGUUGCUGAAGGCCCUGGUAACAAAAUCAUGGGUUACAUUAUGGGUAAAGUAGAAGGACAAGGGGAGUCCUGGCAUGGACAUGUCACCGCAGUUACAGUGGCUACUGAAUACCGCAGGCAGCAAUUAGCUAAAAAACUCAUGAACCUCCUCGAAGACAUCAGUGAUAAAAUUGAUAAGGCAUACUUUGUGGAUCUGUUUGUUAGAGCAUCAAAUACACCAGCUAUAAAGAUGUAUGAGAAGCUUGGUUAUGUAAUAUAUAGACGAGUGCUACGCUAUUACUCGGGAGAGGAAGAUGGCUUAGACAUGAGGAAAGCUUUAUCACGAGACGUUGAAAAGAAGUCUAUUAUUCCACUCAAACGGCCAGUGACUCCUGAUGAACUGGAAUAUGAUUAGAUGUGCUUGCAAUGGAAAGCUGAAUAAGAUGACGAUGCUUGUGAUUCUCAGAUGAAAGAUUAAGCACCUUGUAUCCAUUGCUGGCCUUAAUACGAAAUGAGAGUUCUCAAUUGUAAUUUUAAUCAUUACUUUGCGUUGAGCAUUAGAAUAUCAAAAGAGAAGGCGAGUAUCUUGUGCCUUCAUCUUGAUGAGUGCCUUCUUGCUUUUCUUGCUGCAUGCUGAUGCUAUCAUCAGUUUCCUUUCCAAAAGCUUUGAACGCCAUUCUUACGAUAUUAUUGAUUUUUCUAUCUUUUGAACGUUGAAUGGAGAGUAGAUUAUGUUAAUGUUCAUUAA